AUGGGGCUGCGGGACUGGCUGAGAUCCGUGUGUAGCUGUUGUCGGUGCAAGUGCCUGGACCCGGAGCCUGGGAUGCCCGAGAAGGAGCCCUUGAUCAGUAACAAUCUGUAUUCCUCAUUUGGUUCAACUCUGGCAAGAGAUGAUGAGAAGAAUUUGUGGAGCAUGCCUCAUGAUGUGUCGCACACGGAGGCAGAUGAUGACCGAGUACUAUACAACUUAAUUUUUGUUCACAAUCAACAGGCCAAAGACUCUGAGGAGUGGCAAAAACUCAACUAUGAUAUCUACACUCUGCGACAGAUUCGAAGGGAAGUGAGAAAUCGUUGGAAGCACAUUUUAGAAGAUUUAGGUUUUCAAAAGGAAGCUGACUCCUUGUUGUCAGUGACAAAACUCAGCACCAUCAGUGAUUCUAAAAACACCAGGAAAGCUCGAGAGAUACUGUUAAAACUAGCAGAAGAGACUAAUAUUUUCCCAACAAGUUGGGAACUCUCAGAGAGAUACCUCUUUGUGGUGGACCGUCUGAUUGCUCUUGAUGCAGCAGAAGAGUUCCUGAAAAUUGCUAGUCAAACUUACCCCAAAAGACUUGGAGUCCCCUGUUUGGCAGAUGGCCUAAAAGAACCGCACUAUCUUCCAUUUCCAAGUCCUUAAAGGGAAGGCCGAGAGUAGGCAGAAUUGAAAUCUUCUACAGAAACUUAAAGUUGGACCCAAAAUUGAACAUAUUCUCAUAGAAAAAUGACCAAGGAGAGUGAACCAUGUGAGACAUGUGAAAGCAACUGAAACAUGCUAUUUAAUCCUACCAACAUAAGGGUUUGGAUAUCUGGUCUUCAUGAGGAAAACACUAAUUUUUCUAUGAAAUGUCCCAACUACAUGGAAACAGC
Molecule: messenger RNA, 875 nt
Organism: Suncus etruscus (white-toothed pygmy shrew)
Lineage: Eukaryota; Metazoa; Chordata; Mammalia; Eulipotyphla; Soricidae
Product: melanoregulin-like
Exons: 1
Coding region: 1-645 (214 amino acids)
Biological process (GO): melanocyte differentiation; melanosome transport
Cellular component (GO): melanosome
Source: RefSeq, a predicted model, not a curated record